Molecule: messenger RNA, 1391 nt
Organism: Micropterus salmoides (largemouth bass)
Lineage: Eukaryota; Metazoa; Chordata; Actinopteri; Centrarchiformes; Centrarchidae
Product: nuclear distribution protein nudE homolog 1-like
Exons: 9
Coding region: 235-1254 (339 amino acids)
Biological process (GO): centrosome localization; establishment of mitotic spindle orientation; cell migration
Cellular component (GO): kinesin complex; kinetochore; centrosome
Molecular function (GO): microtubule binding
Source: RefSeq, a predicted model, not a curated record
UGGCAACUUGUAUUGUUCGACGUCUUCCCAAGACAGUGGCAACUUUGCGGUUUCCAACUCGGGGAAAGUCCUUUAAUAGUUGUCUUUCAUCGUUUCGCUUUUACAUUUUACCGGCAAAGUUUGUCGGUAGUAAUGUCGGCACGUGAAGAGGAUUUAGAAAAAUAAUUAAUAGGUUAACAUUGCGUCAAACGAAGCUAACUGUUGAGCACCAGUGUUGGUGUGUGACAACUGGAGAUGGGAGAUCCGGAGCCUCCAGUGUUUGGGUCCCUGGAGGAAGAGCUGGAGUACUGGAAGGAACAGGCUGCCAGGCACCAACAGAGUGCAGAGGAGGCCCAGGAGGAACUGCAGGAGUUUCAGCAGAUGAGUCGGGACUAUGAGGUGGAGCUGGAGACGGAGCUGAAACAGUGUGAGGCACGAAACCGUGAGCUUCUUGCUGCCAACAACCGCCUCCGCAUGGAACUGGAAAACUACAAGGAGAAGUAUGAGACUCAGCACUCGGAGGCCUUCCGGCAGAUCUCCAGCCUGGAGGGAGACCUGGCUGAGACCACAGCCAUCAGAGACCAGCUUCACAAAUACAUCAGAGAGCUGGAGCAGGCCAACGAUGACCUGGAGAGGACCAAGAGGGCAACCAUCAUGUCACUGGAGGACUUUGAGCAGAGGAUGAACCAGGUUAUAGAGAGGAACGCCUUCCUGGAGAGCGAGCUGGACGAGAAGGAGAAUCUCCUGGAGUCUGUCCAGAGGCUGAAGGACGAGGCCAGAGACCUGAGACAGGAACUCGCGGUGCAGCAGAAACAGCAGGUACAGGACAGGAAGCCGUCCCUCAGCAGUGCAGUCAAAGAGCCUUCGUCUUCGUCUUCGGCUGGUUUUCCCACCCCGCCCCUCACCCCUCCAGUCAAAAGAACCGAGGAAAAAAACACUCCUGCGUCCUCUAACCAGCCGGUCCCAUCUGCCGCCACACCACGAAGACCUCCAGGCUCAGCAGAGUCCUUCACCACUCCACUGACCCCCAUCAGCAGAGGUGAAAGCCUCCCUGGGACUCCCCUCACCACGUCGGCCAGGAUCUCGGCUCUGAACAUUGUUGGAGAGCUGCUGAGAAAAGUCGGGAACCUGGAGUCUAAGCUAGCGUCCUGUCGGGAAUACGUCCACGAGCAGACAGCGAACCGCAGAGGCCACGCUGGUGGACAGGGGGCGGCGUCGGGCCAGAACAACUCCUCCGAGACCCAUCCUACUAAUGGCUUCUACAACAAGGGGUGAGAUGCUCUGUACCUGUACAGCAGGCUGGUGAAGAGGUUAGACUUCGGAGGGGGACCCAAGCUGCUGCUGUGAAAGUGGAAACGUCCUCCGCCUCCAUCUUUAAUCCUCCUCUGAGCUGCUCGUUUCUUCCUGUCCUG